Molecule: messenger RNA, 8279 nt
Organism: Cydia fagiglandana
Lineage: Eukaryota; Metazoa; Arthropoda; Insecta; Lepidoptera; Tortricidae
Gene: garz
Product: Golgi-specific brefeldin A-resistance guanine nucleotide exchange factor 1
Exons: 31
Coding region: 231-5996 (1921 amino acids)
Biological process (GO): regulation of ARF protein signal transduction
Molecular function (GO): guanyl-nucleotide exchange factor activity
Source: RefSeq, a predicted model, not a curated record
UUAUGAAACGUCAACAUGAUCGUGAUGGAAUUUGUUAAUCAAAUUGAAAUAUUCCACUAAAUUGUGUAUUAUAAAUGCUAAUAAGUGUUUGUUUGAUCAAAAAUUACACAAGUGAGUUGUAUCAGUACAAGCAGUGCAGUGCAAAUAUGUAGUUAAGCUGACGAUCGCGCGCAGCAACGUAGUUUUCUAAGUGUUGAUAGUUCUCAGCUGUACUUGAAGUAAGAGGCAGAAUGUCGCUCCCUGGAAAUGGAAUCUUCGUGGUGCAGGGGGAGAUGGCGAUGCUGGUCACGGCGAUGCGGCGGAGCACUCGCUGGGGCUCUCAUUCCUUCCCUAAUGAGGAAUAUGACGUACUUAUGCGUACCUUUCAAGAUCUCAAAACUAUACUGAACCAAGUGGAUGAUCUGAGAUUGCUGGACCCUCCGACGUAUCUGGGCCCGUUUCUAGAAGUUAUUAGAAGCAAGGAGACAACAGGACCUGUGACUAGCCUUGCUCUGUCUGCUAUAAACAAGUUUUUAUCAUAUGGACUGAUAGAUCCGACGCAUCCCAGUGUGCCAGCCACCGUGGAAGACAUCGCUGACGCGGUUACACAUGCACGGUUUGUCGGCACCGACCAUUCGUCGGACGGUGUUGUGCUUAUGAAAAUAUUACAGGUCUUGCGUACGCUAAUGCUGAGUCCGGAAGGCGCCAUGCUGACAGAUGACAGUGUAUGCGAGAUCAUGCUGAGCUGUUUCCGCAUCUGCUUCGAAACUAGACUCACAGAGCUCCUUCGCCGCAACGCCGAGCAAUGCCUCCGCGACAUGACGCAGCUCAUCUUCAUGCGUCUGCCGCAGUUCCCCGCCGAGGAUAACGCCGCUUUCGCUGCUGCUGCCCUCUCGCUGAAUAAGAGAGACAAGCCUAAGAAGAAGAUUACGACGGCUAAUAGCACUAACUCACUGGAAAGGAAAUCAUCAAUGACGGAACCCGCCAGCCCGACCAUUGACCCAGAAACGGACGCGGAAGCCAAAAAGGCGGACAGUCUUCGAAAUAGCCAAGACAAAAACCUAAUAAACGAAGCGGAAAUCACCAUAGAGCCAGUGGAAUCGAUCAAGAGCCCCAAGAAACAUACACGCCACUCGUCUAUGGAUCUGGCGACCACAGACAAUUCGUCCAUAGCACAACUUGUGGAGAAGUGUGUUAAUGCUGAUGAGACAGAGACAGAGGCGGAGGAACCUGCAGAAGUUCUUCCCCCAGAAUCAGACCCCGACGGCACAACUCCAUCUAAACCAGCCGAAGAAUCAGAGAAACUGGAAGAAUACGUCAACCACCGAGGCAUACGGUUCACACAGCAAGACGAGGCUCUAGACCUGCAGCCUUAUGGGCUAGCAUGCGUUCGAGAGGUUUUUAGGUUCAUAAUAUCGCUGUGCAACCCUCUGGACACCCAGAACACAUCUGGUAUGGUACACCUCGGGCUCUGCUUGGCUGGUACCGCCCUAGAAGUGGGCGCUGAUCAGUUGGCUCGGUACCCUUCGCUCUUGUACUUGGUGAAGGAUCCACUCUGUAGGAACUUGCUUAGUUUGCUGAGCACAGAGCGGAUAUCCAUAUUCGCCUUGGACCUUCAAAUAACCUUCCUACUCUUCGAGGCCCUCCGGUUCCACUUAAAAUUCCAAAUGGAGGCCUUCUUCAAAAAAGUCAUAGAAAUAGUCUCAAUGGACGUCUCUAAAGCGAACUACGAACUCAAAGAAAUACAACAUCUAACCCUAGAAAGCUUAGCACAGAUAUUUAGAAUACCAGGGAUUUGUAACGAGUUAUAUUUGAACUACGACUGCGAUAUAUACUGUAUGAAUGUGUUUGAGGAAAUGACUAAAUUGUUAUCGAAGAACGUUGUAUCGGCGACAGCUUAUAAUAUACAUACGUUGUCAUUGGAGGCGCUAAUGACUAUAAUAGAAGCCAUUGAAAUGAGUAAUCCGAAGGAGAGCGAGACGGAAGUUGUGGUUGAAGAGGAGGAAAAAGAGAGGAAAUGCGGUCACGUCAGCCUAGAGUUAGGCGGUAUGGAGGACUCAGUGAGCGACAUAACACAUGACAUAAGUCAGUAUUUCGGGUGCGGGCGGACCGGGCGGCAUAAGAUAGUGUCAGAAGUGCCUUCAGAAGCUGAGUUGGACAAUAUAAGGAACAUGAAAAAGUGGGUGACGCAAGGCACGGAACUCUUCAACCAGAAGCCAGAGCGAGGCAUCGAGUACUUACAAGAACACGGAGUCCUGAAAACGCCGCUGGAUCCUGAAGAAGUAGCGCUCUUCCUGAGAGAAAACCCGGAUUUGGAUAAGAAAAUGAUUGGUGAAUACAUUUGCAAGCGUUCAUCCCGCGACGAAGACGACGGCUACAGUGUCCUAGGGGCCUUCGCAUGCAGCUUCGACUACGCCGGGCUCCGCAUCGACCAGGCGCUCCGGCUGUACCUGGAGACCUUCCGACUGCCGGGGGAGGCGCCGCUGAUCUUCCUGGUUAUGGAGCGCUUCGCUGAACGAUGGCAUACCACGAACGGCGAGCCAUUCGCCAACACCGACGCAGCGUUUCGCCUGGCGUACGCCGUCAUCAUGCUCAACAUGGACCAACACAACCACAACGCUAAGAAACUCAACGUGCCCAUGACCGUUGAGGAUUUCGUCAAGAACCUGCGAGGGUGCAACGGUACUGGGGACUUCGACCAGUCUAUGCUGGAAGCCAUCUUCUAUUCCAUCAAGAACGAGGAGAUGGUAAUGCCAGCGGAACGCGUAGGCCCGGUCCGCGACGCGUACCUGUGGCGCGUGCUGCAGCGGCGCGGCAACACGCCCGCCGCGCGCUACCGCGCCGGCCACACCGCGCGCCUGCUGCCCGUCGCCGCGCCGCCGCAGAUAACAGCGCUCUCGGCAGCCUUCGAGCGCUCCUCCCCCCCAACCGCCGACGACAUCCUAACCAACAACCUGCAGAACGCCGCCAUACUGGCGCUGUGCGGCAUCGAGCGCUGCGCCGCGCUGCUGUCGCGGCUGCCGCCGGUGCCGCCCACGCUGACCGUGGACACGCUGCUGCUGACGCUGUGCAAGUUCACCGCGCUGCUGCCGCCGCAGCCGCACAUGCACCACCACGCUAUAGGAGUAACACUAGGCCAAUCAACCAAAGCCCAACUAGCGCUACGCCGCGCAUGCGCCGUGGCCGCUCGCCACGCCGACUGCAUCCGCGACGCGUGGCGACAUCUGUUGGAGAUCGUGCACACUUUGUAUCUUGGGAGACUUUUACCUAAGAGCCUAGUAGAAGCGGAGGAUUACCUGUCAUCCACUGGUACUGUGUCGCUCAUCCGUGAUGUCAACAGGGGCUCAGAAGCGGGUCUACUCUCUAGUAUAUACUCCUACAUAGCGCUGGGAGAAACAGGCAUGCGCGCACCCACGACACAUGAGAAGGCGCUAAUAGACGCAGCAACGGAGUGUGUAGAGAAAUGCAACCUUCCCGGCCUGCUCAUAACCGAGACCAAAUUCCUGCAGAUAGAAAGUUUGAAGGAAUUGAUUCACGCCAUGGUGACAGUGGGCGCUCCGCCGGACGCCGAGGCGCUGCAAGCGAACCCUCAGGCCGAAGACGUGACAGUAUUCUUCUUGGAGUUAUUAGGACACACACUUAUACAGAACAGGGACCGCGCCCUCGAAGUAUGGUCGGAAGCCUCCUCCCACUUCACGGCGGUGCUGGCGUGGGCGGCCGCCCGGCCCGCACCCACGCCGCGACGCGCGCUCACCGCGCUGCUGCGCACGUGCGCGCGCCUCAUGCGCUCCGAGCUGUGCUGCGCCAGCGCGCUCCGCCACCUGCACACGCUGUUCCAGCUGCCGCACACCACCUUCACCACACACGCCACCGUGAUAUCGUGCGGCCUCUACGAGCUGGUAAAGACGUCCGCCCAAAACGUUCACACCGCGGAGGAAUGGGAGAUUGUGUUCUCUCUGCUCUGUGCCGCCGGUGCCGGCGCCUGGCCCGCGCACAUAGCCCCGUCUGCCAACAACACUGCUUCGAGUCGAUCUGAAGGUUCCGAAGAAGAGGGAGAGAGACGGCCUACCUCGGCGUCGUCUGAUAGCGAACUGUCUCAAUCGCCACGCGCACACGGAUGGAUAUUGGUGAAAAACGAAGCCACAACUCCCGAUUCAGACUUCGACACAGACCAGCUAACUUUCCUCCCAUACAAACGUGCAGCUUUAGCGCGCUGCUGCGAGGCGCUGGCGCUGGUGGUGCGCGACGUCGCGCAUGUGACACCCCACAACUGCCGCGCCGCCGUGCGCGCUGUCAGGAUAUUCGCGCACGCCACUUUAACUAGAGCUAAAAAGCAGAAGGCCCGCGAAGGGCGUAAGCGGCCGAGCUCCGCGCGCCGCGCGAGCUACGAGGGCAGCAGUGAAGAUGAGGACGACACGCAGGACCAAUACCACAUGGUCAGUUUGCAGCUCCUAGACCUAAUGCACACACUACACAGCCGGACAGCGCAAAUAUUCAAGUGGUGGCGAGACGAGGCCGACCAGGAGCAAGGUGCUGAAGAAUACGACCUAUGGGAAGUCGCAUGGAAGCCUCUGCUGCAAGGCAUCGCCGAAUUUUGUACAGACAGAAGGAAACAAGUGGCGAACAGCGCUAUAGCGUACCUGCAGCGCGCGCUGCUGGCGCCCGGCCUGCACGCGCUGGGCGGCGCGCGCUGGGAGGCGUGCUUCGCGAGAGUCCUGUUCCCGCUGCUGGACGCCGUGGCGCCGCAGCACGCCAGCCGCGCCAACACUAUACUCUGCAAGGUGUUCCUACACCACCUCUCCGCCUUAUCACCGCGUCCAACAUUCGGCGCGCUCUGGCUCCGCAUAGUGUCCGUCCAGCGGACCCUAAUAUCGACCCCCUUGGACCCUCUCACCGAGGCGGCGCUCGAGUCCCUCAAGAACAUGAUACUGGUCAUGCACUCAGUGCGGAUAUUCAGUAACGCGGACGGCUACAACGACCUGUGGUACAUCACGUGGGAGAAGAUCGCAGAGUUCCUGCCUAACCUGAAAGAUGAGCUUUUCCCAGAGGCAAAAGACACCAAACCUACACAACUUCCUCCCGCCCCUCCCAACCCCCAAAACCCCCUCCAAACCCCAUCCCCGACCCAAUCGCCGACGCUUCAGUCUUCGUCACCCACACUCCAGUCUUCGGCACUGAACGGGGCCCCACAACUGGUCGCGCCGGUGCCAGUGUUGCCAGUUAGUGGCAUGGUACCUAUAAGGAACCCGCUGUAUGAUCAGACUGGUCUCAGCGCUUCGGUGUUACUACAACCUUUGAAUGAGAUGGUGUCCACACCAAUAGGAAUAUCCCUUCAGUCACAAAUACCAACCCUUUACCGCGCCCCCGAGCAAGUACCACAACCGCAAGCGGUACCACAGCAGAUACCAGUUCAACAAGUACCACAGCAGGUACCAGUUCAACAAGUACCACAGCAGGUACCAGUUACACAAGUACCACAACCGGUAUCACAGCAGGUACCAGUGCAGCAAGUACUCCAUUCGGUACCACUAACGCAAGUUUUAUCACACCCGAUACCACCGGUACCACUUCAACCACAAGUAACCCCCCAACCGGUACCAGUACCUCAAGUACCACCGCAACUACCUUCCAAUCCGGUACCACCUCAACAAGUACCAUCUCAAAUACAAACUCCAAAUGACCCAAAACCAUCAAUAAUCGACUUAAAUUACGACAUAAUCGAAGUAACCAAAUUAAAACAGAGCGAACUAUUCGCGGAAUACAUGACCAACCCUUACAAUGACACCACAAUAUCCCCUAAAGAGGCGACCUUAUACGACCCUGAGGACCCAAAACCGCUCUUAGACAAGAAAUCUCUAAGUGCAAACGCGACCCCUAUGCAUGUAAAAAAUCAAACUCAAUUUGGCUCAACAGACAAUGUGACACAGAGCUUCAAUUUCACGAGUUACUUCGGUUCUGUGAACGAGUUGGUAACGCCGGGGUCUGAGGUCUUUGACAGUUUGACUGGAGACGGAUAGCUCGAGGACAUUGGGACUUGGUUGUAAAUAGCUCAGAGCUCAGUUUAUGCCAUUUUCGAUUUAGUACGUUCGGUUUAGAGUCUAUUUUUUUUGGCGAUUUAAAUGAUGUUUUGACUAGUCUGUAAUUCUGUAUUACAAUUGUUUUGUGCAAUAACUUCUUGGAAAUGUCUUAAAUUUAAUACGAGAUAGCAACUUGACAAGUCUGUGUAAAUUAUAUAUUUAUUAUUGAUUUGUAUUCAUGUUUGGAACCUAGAUUAAAAAUGCACUAAAGUUAUAAUUUAAAAUGACUUAGAAACAUGUUUUUCAAAUAAUAAUGAAAAAAUACGAGAGCUCUGUGAUUAGUUAAUGACACUAUAACUCGAAGCAUAACUUUUGCAAACAGUAUUCAUGAUGUAAAAAAAUGGAAUCCGAAUUUUGUUAUUUAGGUUAUAAAGUUUUGGUUGUUGAUUUAUUUAUGUAAAGUAUAAUUUUAUAUAAAUUUGGAUGAAGCUUCUUAAGUGUGGUUCAAUAUUCGACCUUACCUAACGGUAAUAAAGUCUGUAUAACUAUUUGUUGGUAAGUUUGCAAAAGUUAUGCUUCUUAGGGCCAUUUGCACCAUCCCACUACGCCGGAGUUAACCUGUUAAACCGUUAACCCAGUAUCAAAUUAUACUGAUAACCAUGUUAACUCCAGUUUUAACCGGUUAACCCCGGGUUAGUGAAUGGUAAAAGUGCUCCUUAGAUAUCUAAUCGUUAUUAGAAUAGUUGGGUACUUGUGACUCGGGCCUAGCAUAAAUAUGUAUUUACUUUUCUUUAUAAUACUUACAUUCCAAGUUUUGUUUUUAUUUUGUUUUAUUAUUUAUUUAAAGCCAUCAGUACUAGAAAUAUACCUAAAACGAUAGCCAUAACGUCAUUGUAUAGUCAAGUGUUUUUGUAGAGAAAUAAAUUAUAACAACUAGCUGUUUUAAAGUUCAUUUCCAUACUUGGGCCAAAUUUUUUUUUAUUAGUAUAUUUUCGUCACUUAUAUUUCCAAUUUGGUGAGUUUAAAGAGGUCCUCAUUCUGGGCGGAAAAAAUCCCAAAACCGACAAAAUAAAUGUAUGUAAUUAAUUUUCUACUGAGUUAUUGAAAAGCUGUACGUUUUGGGUAACAUUGCGCUUAUAGGUAUUGUAUAGAAUAGGGAACCUCUAUAUAUCCACCAAAUAGGGAAUUAUACGCAAAACUCUGCUACCUCUGCGUAGAGGGCGCUACUAACGCAAACUGUCAAGAAACCGCCUUGCUGUCAUAUUAUUAUUUAUUCGUAACAAAUAAUCUGUGAAAACUUGUCAAAAAACUGUUUAAGGCGUAAUAUAUAUAAUAUACAUAUAUACGUUACUCUUAUGUCUAUGGUUUAUGGUUUGUGCUAGUGCUGCCUCUGGCGACAGAACAUUGCAGUAUUACUCCCUAAUGUAUUAUAUUCUGACGAAAAACAAUACAACAUAAUAAAAAUCGGCCCAAUUUGCGGCAGAUAGCAGUCGCAUGUUGUAUAGAGAUCUGGGUGCAUAGCCAAGGUGCAAAUCGCUUGCGUUACGACAACGAGAGGUUUCGUGUCUCUCUAUCACUCUUCCAUAUCGGAGCGUAAACGAUUGUCAUUUUGGCUACGCACCCUGACAUACAGAAUAUGUUACCAAUACUAUGAUAUGAAGUUAUUUCAUAUGUUUAUUCCAUACAAACCAGUAACAUCAGCUUACAGCGACAUCUGCCGUCGAACGUGGAACUGCGCCUUUGUGUAAAAUUAACAUCAAACAGCUGAAGGGGCGCAUUAAAGACAAAGCAAUUUGAACCUUCUGUACAAUAGAUACAUUUCAUAUUUAAGUGGCAUUGGUAGCCCCAUACCGCACCGUGUGCUUGAUACCAUUGUAAUGUGGAAUAUAACUACUUUAUAGAGGGUUCAAAUUCCUUAAGUUUUAGUAAAAUGGCCCCAACUCGUUAUUUGAUGUUAAAAGUAGUCAAAGAAUUAUACCAUCUCGUAGGUAUCUUGUCACAGUGACAAUCAAUAUGGACGCUGGGAUCUCAUACCAUUAUCACUGCGACAACAAGGUACGAAAUUAAAUUCCUUCACCGUACAGCUGAUUGGCUAGCUCACUUACUUAUAUAACUAUUAGUCAACUUCUAUAGGAUUUAUAGUAUAUUUUACCGACUUCAGUACCAGGGUCUUUUUAGUAUGUAAAUUGUAAUUAAUCGUUUCGUUUUGUAUAGAGAGCUAUAUAUACCUAUCGAUGUAAUAUAUGUUUAAAGAUUUAUUAAUAAAAGUGUUUAACAAUUUUA